Molecule: messenger RNA, 468 nt
Organism: Perca flavescens (yellow perch)
Lineage: Eukaryota; Metazoa; Chordata; Actinopteri; Perciformes; Percidae
Gene: c5h22orf39
Product: chromosome 5 C22orf39 homolog
Exons: 3
Coding region: 73-402 (109 amino acids)
Source: RefSeq, a predicted model, not a curated record
GUUGUAAAACUGUGUGGUAGCGCUUUUAUUGUGAAAUUAAAUUAACCGGAAGUAUUGCUAGCGCAGCUAGCAAUGGACCGGUCUGGAGAAGCAGCGUGGAGGCCGCCCCGGUCCUGUGAUGACUAUUGGAGUGAAUUCAGACAUUGCAAAAGCUUGAGGAAUUGUUUUCACCACUAUUACACGUAUGGUACCUCCCCAUCUUGCAAGCAGUGGAAAGAGGACUACCAUAACUGCAAAGAGUGGGAGAAACACAGAGGCGCCGAGGCCAAGGACGCCUUGCAGAAGAGUGAGAGGAACAGAGUGGCAGAGCAGAGAAACUUCACCCCAGUAUGGGAACUGAGACGAGACCCUCCCAGAGACUGGCACAUGCCCUUGAACCAGGAAAAUCCUCAGGACUCCUGAACUGUCACUAUUAAUCUGCCAUCUGUUCCAUGGUGGCCAAAGUAAAAUGAAGAUUUGAGAAUUUAA